Purpureocillium lilacinum is the source of this 1512-nucleotide messenger RNA. RefSeq lists its product as uncharacterized. Lineage: Eukaryota; Fungi; Ascomycota; Sordariomycetes; Hypocreales; Ophiocordycipitaceae. Gene Ontology annotation, molecular function: phosphoprotein phosphatase activity. The record is from RefSeq and is a predicted model, not a curated record. Gene Ontology annotation, cellular component: plasma membrane.
AUGUCCGACACUGUCGUGCCGUCAAACCCAGCCGCCGAGGUCCAGCCUGAGAAGGGCCCGGGCCACUCCGACAUGAACGGGAAAGAGGCCGAUCAUCAGCUGCAGUCGGAAGACAGAGGAUCAAAGGGCGGCCGGAGCUUGCUCAAGGUGCCAUCCAGGUCGUCGUCGCAGCAGCGGAACCAGUCUUCGGUAGCCACCACGGGUCUCAGCGGGGCCACCGUCACCGAUCAUCGGAAUAGCAUCAGUGGGCGGUCGAAGGAGUCCAAGGGUAGCUUCGCAGACCACCAGCGCAACGGGAGCGCCUCGAGCAAUCGCACCGGCGGUGAGAGCGAACAAGGGAACGCCGUCGCCAACUCUCAACCGAGCUCACCGUCCACCACGGAGCAAAGAAAGCGCAAGAAACGGGGGGGCCUGCUGUCGCUGCUGGGAUGCUGUGGUGUCCCGGAUGAGGCGAACGCGGUAGACGAGGGAGGAGCGGAGAACGUACAUAAGGUGGAAAAGCUGCCACAGCGGCCUACCACGGCAAAGUCACGGCCCCAAGGCACCCAAGAACACCAGCCCACGAAGCAGCCGAACGAGAAGGAGCCGCAACACGCUGCACCUGCGACAGAAGGCAAUGGCGGCCACGAAGCCUCGGGCUCGGCCCAACCUUCGGCUGCCGACACCGACCGCAAUGACGAUGCCAAACAGGCCUCGCCGCCCGCCGUCACAAUAGAACCGCCCAAGUCCGAGGCUCAGGAGGCCGCGGUCCCAGAACGUGAUAACUCGCACGAGGGUGAUGGCGACGUUGGCAUGCAGGACGCGCCCCCGUCGGAAGAAUCACCGGAACCGUCCGCAGCCGUUGAGUCCGAACAGCCGCAGCAGAAGACUGUACCGCCGCCCCCGCCUGGUCCUGGCCCGGCUGUCGUCACGCCUCUUCCCCUUACCGAAGCAGCGUCGCCCGCGCCAGAGCCGCAGAAGUGGCUAUUGCCCCCCAUCGCGCCAGAGCACAAGGGUAGAAAAUGCUUGGUGUUGGACCUGGACGAGACAUUGGUCCACAGUUCGUUCAAGAUUCUUCACCAGGCGGACUUCACAAUACCAGUCGAGAUCGAGGGCAACUAUCACAACGUUUAUGUCAUCAAGCGGCCCGGUGUGGACGAGUUCAUGAAGAGAGUCGGCGAACUCUACGAAGUUGUUGUUUUCACGGCGUCGGUGUCGAAGUAUGGCGAUCCCUUGUUGGACCAAUUGGAUAUACACAAAGUCGUUCACCACCGCCUCUUCCGCGAGAGUUGCUACAACCACCAAGGAAACUAUGUGAAGGACCUUUCGCAAGUCGGACGCGACCUCAAGGACACCAUCAUUAUCGACAACUCGCCCACUUCCUACAUCUUCCACCCGCAGCACGCAGUGCCCAUCAGCAGUUGGUUUUCGGACGCCCAUGACAACGAGCUGUUGGAUCUUAUUCCCGUUCUCGAGGAUCUGGCUGGCCCCAACGUGUCCGACGUCAGCCUGGUUCUCGAUGUCACUCUUUGA